This is a messenger RNA of Staurois parvus, 342 nucleotides long. Lineage: Eukaryota; Metazoa; Chordata; Amphibia; Anura; Ranidae. The record is from the annotation of a GenBank genome assembly.
CUGAUAGAUGGCACUGACUGGCAUCACUGCUGGGCACUGACUGGCGGCACUGACUGGCACAACCCCUGGGCACUGACUGGUGGCACUGACUGGCAGCACUGGUGGGUGGCACUGGUGGAGUGGCACAGGUGGGUGCACUGCUGGGCACAGGUGGGUGCACUGCUGGGCACAGGUGGGCGGAGCUUGCGGGUGGCACUGCUGGGCACCGAUCAUCAGGGCACUGAUCAUCAGUGCCCUGAUGAUCGGUGCCGAUCCCCGCUCUGACAACUGCCGGUUCUCGGCAGUACUUUCCUCAUGAUCUGACAGCGUGAGGAAAGUGCAGCCGAGAACCGGCACUUGCAU